AGUCAAAUAACACCAAGAAGCAAGAAGAUGGAGGCAAUCCAGUCAUGGGUCUCAGAACACAAGCUCACCAGCAUUGGAGCAAUUUGGGCAUCAGCAAUUGGGGCAUCUCUGGCUUGCAACACCCGUGCAAGAACUCCUCUCAAGCCAAGUCUCAGGCUUAUCCAUGCCAGGUUGCACGCACAAGCCUUAACACUGGCAGUUCUGUCUGGUGCAGCAGCCUACCAUUACUAUGAGAAGAAUAGCAUCAAGCAAGCAGAAGCCACCAUCCCUAAUUGACUAUUGUAAUCUUGAGUAUGCAUAUGAUUUUAUUGGAUGAUGACGAAAAUGUUGGUUUGUAAGGGAGAGAUCAUGGAUCUGCUGCUUGUUGUAUGAGAGAAAGCAAUCUAUAUCUUUUAUCCAAGUCUAGAAUUUUUAUGUUUAUCAAUUUACUGCUACUUGUUCACGAUGAGGACUCUUCUUUGCAGUAAAUAAAAGAGUCGAGUACCC
Rubroshorea leprosula is the source of this 486-nucleotide messenger RNA. The record is from the annotation of a GenBank genome assembly. Lineage: Eukaryota; Viridiplantae; Streptophyta; Magnoliopsida; Malvales; Dipterocarpaceae.